This is a messenger RNA of Penicillium soppii, 1452 nucleotides long. Its product is annotated as histidine phosphatase family protein. Gene Ontology annotation, cellular component: fungal-type cell wall. The transcript is spliced from 5 exons. Gene Ontology annotation, molecular function: acid phosphatase activity. NCBI's taxonomy places the organism in Eukaryota, Fungi, Ascomycota, Eurotiomycetes, Eurotiales, Aspergillaceae. The coding region runs from base 1 to 1452 and encodes 483 amino acids. The record is from RefSeq and is a predicted model, not a curated record.
AUGGCUCCCCUCGCAAGUCUCGGGGCACUUCUCAUGGCGGCAUCUGUCGCCGUGGCCUCCUACAGCAAUAGACCCAGUUACAUCGGGCGAGAUACAUUCGCUGCCCCCUAUGACCAAUCAUUUCAGGAGGGCUACUCAAUCCUCAAGCACAUCGGCGGAUUGGGACCCUAUAGCAACCGCAUGUCCUUCGGCAUCGGACGGGACCCGCCCGACUCCUGCGCCGUUGACCAAGUCAUCAUGAUCCGGCGUCAUGGCGAGCGCUACCCGCAAGGAAGCGAUGCCGGGAAGAUCAAUGCCGCGCUUGAUAAGCUUUACAGCUCCGGCAAGACGGAAUGGAAGGGUGAUCUUACAUUCCUUAACUGGUGGAAGUACUAUGUCGACAGCGAAGGUCUCUACGGGCUCGAGACCGAGACCGGCCCUUACAACGGCCUAUUGACGACGUAUAAGCAUGGUGCUGAAUAUCGCGUGAGAUACGGUCAUCUGUGGGAUCAGAAGCAUAAUAAAACUGUCCCGAUGUGGACGAGCGAGUUCGAGCGAGUGGUGCAGACGGCUCGGAAGUUUGGCGAGGGAUUCUUUGGGUGGAACUACACCAAUUCUGUGUCGCUCAACGUCAUAUCCGAGGGGGUAAAAAUGGGCGCCAACAGCCUCACACCCGUUUGUACCGCAGAUAACAGCACCAAGACAUGCGACAAUCUCAGCCAUGACCUACCCGCGUUCCGCGUGGCCGCUGAUCGAUUCAACAAGCAGAACUCAGGGCUGAAUUUGAACGGGACGGAUAUCUUCUAUCUAAUGUUCAUGUCGGCCUUUGAGCUCAACGUUCGUGGCUACUCUGAUUGGAUCGACGCAUUUACGCUCGACGAGUGGAAAUGGUUUGGCUACACGCAGGAUCUGCAGUUCUACUACUGUGCCGGCCCUGGCGAUCCAUUCUACAAAGCUGUUGGUUCUGUAUACGCCAAUGCUUCACUCACCCUGCUGAACCAGGGACCAAAGAAAGCCGGUCCGAUCUUCUUCAACUUCGCUCAUGAUACAAAUAUUACCCCCAUCCUAGCCGCCCUAGGCAUCGCAUCCCCCAGUGAAGACCUCCCCCUUGACAAGAUCCCCUUCCCAUCCACAUAUGAAAUAGGCAACAUCAUGCCGAUGGGCGGGCACCUAACUCUAGAAAGACUAAGCUGCAACGCAACUGUCGCCACAGAAAAAGGAACCUACGUCCGCGUGGUGCUCAACGAAGCCGUCGUCCCUUUCACGUCCUGCCAAGAUGGCCCGGGCUUCUCCUGCUCGCUGUCCGACUACACCGAAAUGCUCAACAAGAUGCUACCUGAUUUCACGUCGGAGUGCAAGAUCAAGAGUUCCCUCCCGCAACAUCUUUCUUUCUGGUGGGAUUAUAAUAAAACUUCAGAGUAUAAUCAUCAAACUGCGGAGUAUAUUCCUUACCAGGGGCAUCAUUUCGUCUAG